AUGGAGGGCACUUCGCCUGUUGUCAUACCGGUGACUCCUCAGGGGAAUGUUCUGCCAUCAGUCGUGUCAUUCGCGGAAGAGGACGAGGUGGUAGUUGGGUGGACCGCCAAAAGGCGGGCAACUUCAUGUCCCAAGGACACAUUUGCGUCGGUCAAGCGCUUGAUUGGGAGGAGGCUUGACGAGGCAAAGGACCAGGCUAAAAUGGUGCCUUACAGAGUGGGCAGGGAUGAAGAGGGCAACGUGCAGCUCUUAUGUGAUUUUGUGGAAGGCGGUGUCCUCUACCCUGAAGAGGUGUCAGCCUACGUUCUGGCCGAGCUUCUGUCAGCUGCAGAAGCUAUCACAGAGACCUCGAUCAAGAAGGCUGUGAUAUCGGUCCCCGCUUAUUUUGGGGAGGAGCAGCGAGAGGCGACCAUCCAGGCAGGUCGCCUUGCCGGACUCGACACAGUCAAACUUAUCAGGGAGCCUGUCGCUGCAGCGCUGGCAUAUGGAAUCAAGGCCGUGGAGGAUGAAGUGAUACUUGUGCUUGAUCUUGGCGGUGGCACCUUUGAUGUGUCCAUUCUGGAGGUUGGGGGCGGCACCAUCGAAGUCCUGUCCACUGGCGGCGAUGCUCUUCUGGGUAUGCCCCCUUCCUUAUGGUGGGCAGUCGCCACUCAACCUACCAAGACUGAUGUCAAAAUGCCGGGGGUCACAGCAGGGUCUACGAAGUAG
Coccomyxa subellipsoidea C-169 is the source of this 708-nucleotide messenger RNA. RefSeq names its product heat shock protein 70. Lineage: Eukaryota; Viridiplantae; Chlorophyta; Trebouxiophyceae; Coccomyxaceae. Gene Ontology annotation, molecular function: misfolded protein binding; ATP binding; heat shock protein binding. The transcript is spliced from 5 exons. Gene Ontology annotation, biological process: cellular response to unfolded protein; protein refolding. The record is from RefSeq and is a predicted model, not a curated record. The coding region runs from base 1 to 708 and encodes 235 amino acids. Gene Ontology annotation, cellular component: cytoplasm; chloroplast.